GCCCCCAAGUACGAGACUCCUAAAUACGAGGCUCCUAAAUACGAGGCUCCUAAAUACGAGUCCCCCAAGUACGAGGCUCCCAAGUACGAGACUCCUAAAUACGAGGCCCCCAAGUACGAGGCUCCCAAGUACGAGACUCCUAAAUACGAGGCUCCUAAAUACGAGGCCCCCAAGUACGAGACUCCCAAGUACGAGACUCCUAAAUACGAGGCCCCCAAGUACGAGGCUCCCAAGUACGAGACUCCUAAAUACGAGGCUCCUAAAUACGAGGCCCCCAAGUACGAGGCUCCCAAGUACGAGACUCCUAAAUACGAGGCCCCCAAGUACGAGGCUCCCAAGUACGAGACUCCUAAAUACGAGGCUCCUAAAUACGAGGCCCCCAAGUACGAGACUCCUAAAUACGAAGCUCCCAAGUACGAGGCACCUAAAUACGAAACUCCCAAAUACGAAGAAGUGACAUACGCCCCGCAACCCUACAGCUUCGGAUACGAUGUCCAGGAUAAAGAAUCUUACAACGACUUCGAGCACAACGAGAAGGCUGACUACAACGUAGUCAGCGGAUCUUACCGCGUUGUUCUCCCCGACAGCCGCAUCCAGAUCGUCACCUACAAGGCUGACGCCAACGGAUACACCGCUGAUGUGAAAUACGAAGGGGAAGCCAAGUACCCCGAGUACGCUGAGCCCCAAUCCAAAGCUGAUGCUUCCUACUCCGCUCCAUCCUACAAGGCUCCCGAAUAUAAACAACCGGCCUACGUCGCCCCCGCUUACACCGCGCCAUCCUACACUACCCCAGCCUACAAGGAGCCAGUCUACACUACUCCAGCCUACACUACUCCAGCCUACACUACUCCAGCCUACAAAGCCCCUGCGGCCUACCCUAAAUAUUAGUUCUCAUCAAUUGCGUUUUCUUAAUUCUCAGAUUAUUAUUUAAUAAAUUCUUCAAACGAU
This is a messenger RNA of Daphnia pulex (common water flea), 948 nucleotides long. RefSeq names its product repetitive proline-rich cell wall protein 1-like. Lineage: Eukaryota; Metazoa; Arthropoda; Branchiopoda; Diplostraca; Daphniidae. The transcript is spliced from 2 exons. The record is from RefSeq and is a predicted model, not a curated record. The annotation marks the transcript as partial. Gene Ontology annotation, cellular component: extracellular matrix.